AUGCUUCAGCUUCAGGGCCUUGGCGCCAUGGGCCAGCAGUCAGGGAAUGUUCACAGAGAUUUGCUCAGGAAAUGCUUCACCCAUCUGCAAGCACCUGCCCCAUACAAGCUCACAUGCCAGAUGGCCAUGAAAGUGGCUGGUGAGAAGUGCCUCACAGAAUGUGAUUGUUUUGUUCUUUUGCUCCACCAAUGGGUGGAAUCGCUCCAGCAGGGGGAAUUGUUGGUCAAUCUGACAUGCACUGACAAUGACCUCAUCCUUUUCUGGGAGAGCCAGAAAAAGAACCCUCAGAUGACACAACAGCUCUGGAGAUCAUUGGACUUUGAUCGACCAGAAAGUCUCCCCAUUCCAUGGUGUUUGCAUGGUGAUGGAGCACCCUUCACAGAGACUGAUUCCAUACAAGUCCUUUCCUUUAGAUGCCUUUUGACAUCAAUGCCUGUGGGAGACAGCCAGCUCCUUCUAGCUGCAAUACCAAAAGCAGCAGUCAGCAAGGAAACAUUCAACACCAUCAUGGAAUGCAUGGCUUGGUCCUUCACUUCGCUCUAUGAAGGCAAAGCACCAAAGAAGAACCAUUCUGGAGUGCCCAUGGAUGGAGUGAAGGGCAGACCCCUGAGAAGGGGAGUUUUGUGGGCAAUCACUGGUGACCUGGAAUGGUUCGCAUCAGAAUUUGGCUUCCCAUACAGCUCAAACAAUAUGAUUUGUGCAUACUGCUUGGCAGACCAGAAGAAGACAGGCAGUGAAAGGCCUUUUACAGACUGCAGGCCAACCGCUGCUUGGAGGUCCUCCAUCCUCUCCCCAAAACUCCUGCAAAAGGAAUAUGGCACCCACCCACUCUUCAAGGUGCCAGCUUGCUCACCUCUGGCAAUCAAAUUGGACAUUUUACAUGUUCUCGACCUGGGUGUUGCUGCUUACCUGCAUGGGAGCGUCCUCAUUGACAUCAUGGACAAACUUGGAGGGACCUCUAGAAGCUUGGACACCUUCUUUGCUUUGGGCUGGACAGCCCUAGUUGCAUGUAGGCUGGCUGGACAGCCUCCCAUGUUGCAUGUGGGCUGGACAGCCCUGGCUAGAUCUAUGGGCUGGACAGCCCUAGGCCCUAGUCACUCUGAAAGCCCAGGAGAAGCCAAGAUGCAGCUUCUGAACAAGAAGAUUGCUGAGAUGUAUGGCAAGUUGGGCAUAGAAGCUGCCAAAAGAAUCAAGCACCUGACCCUCAAUGAUGUGGCAUCAUCUGCAGAGGAGUACCCUGUGCUCAAGCACAUCAAGGGGAACAAGAUUCGACACUUCGCCCCAGUGGCUUUGGAGCUGAGUAAGCUCCAUGCAGAUGACAGGGCAGAGAAACACAGAGUUGCAAUGCUGGAGGAGUUGCAGAGAAUCUACACACUGCUGGGCAAGAAUUGGAAAGAGUGGUCUCCAGAAUGUGGUAUUGCCCUGGAAAGGGCAGGACAAGUUCUCCUUGCACACUACUCGUGGCUUGCCAAUGAUGCCUUUGAAAAAGGUUUGCAUCGAUAUUCUCUGGUGCAGAAGCACCACAAAUUGAAUCACCUUUUGGCACAAGCCCAUCAUAUCCAUCCAGCCAGCACAUGGUGCUAUGGCUCAGAGAGCUUUAUGGGCAUCAUAAAGCAGAUAUCAUCCAGCUGCACUUGGGGCACACCAGCUCACAAAGUGACUGGAAAGGUGCUGAUGAAAUUCAGGCUGGUCUUUCAUCUACUCCUCAAGGGGUACAGAAAUCUGGACAUCAUCGACUCUGCAGAAGAGUGA
Durusdinium trenchii is the source of this 1752-nucleotide messenger RNA. NCBI's taxonomy places the organism in Eukaryota, Dinophyceae, Suessiales, Symbiodiniaceae. The record is from the annotation of a GenBank genome assembly.